CAAAAAUCCAGCAGAAACCUAUCUCCCAGCAAGUGCACUCACAACUUCGGAUUUACACUUAAAGCCGAGAGCUUUCUGUUCAUAACGGGCUUGUUGCUGAGUCCGGAGAGCUGUCUGGCUCAGCGCAUUUGGGGAGACCGCUGCUGCAUUGAGAGAGCUGAACGCGCUCCUUUCCUUGCCACAUUUCGUCCGUAGUGGACAGUGAGCGAGUGAGCUGUGAACGUGCGGGGUGCGCGCCAUAAACGGACACGAAAAGCGAGCGAAACAGAAAAAAGCGAGCGAGAGGGAGCGAGAGAAGGAGAGGGGAACGACCUCUGCUGCUGCCUUUUCCGUUCAUUCACCGUGAAUUUCAACUUGUCCUCAACAUUGUGAGCUGUCCAGUUCAACCUGCUGCAAAAUGAUCGGGAAACUCGUCAUCCUCGUCGGAUUCCUUAUCUGCAGCACAGAAGCCAUCCUCCAAGUGUCCAUCUCGCUGAGCAAAGUCGAGCUGAGCGUGGGGGAGUCCAAGUUCUUCACCUGCACAGCCAUUGGAGAGCCCAUCCGGCUGGACUGGUAUAACCCUCAGGGGGAGCGGAUGGUGCCAUCCCAGCGCGUGGCACUGCACACGGAGGGCGUGCGCUCCCGACUCACCCUCUACAACGCCAACGUGGAGGACGCGGGCAUCUACCGGUGCCAGGCCACCAACGCCCGGGGACAGACACAGGAGGCCACCGUGGUGCUGGAAAUAUACCAGCGACUGACGUUUCGGGAGGUGAGGUCGCCGCAGGAGUUCCGUCAGGGCGAGAUGGCGGAGGUGGUGUGUGACGUCACCAGCUCCCCCGUCCCCGUGGUGGCCUGGUUCUACAAUAACAUGGAGAUCAUGCUCAUGCCAGAAAACAACAAAUUCCAGCUCUUGCCCAACAACAACCUGCAGAUCCAGCAGGUGACGAAGGCUGAUGAGGGCGUGUAUCGCUGUGAGGCCCGCGUGGAGGCCCGGGGCGAGAUCGACUUCAGAGACAUUAUUGUGGUAGUCAACGUGCCCCCUGUGCUCUCGGUGCCCCAGCUGUCCUUCAAUGCCACGGCUGACUACCAGGAGUCUGUCACCCUCACCUGCCGCGCCUACGGCUCCCCAGAGCCAGACGUCACCUGGUACAGGGGACUGGUGGAGCUGUAUGAAUCGGAGCAGUACGCCAUACGGGCGCGGGGCACCAGCCUGACGAUCCGCAACAUCCGGAAGGGAGACGGGGGCUCCUACACCUGCAAGGCAUCCAACAAGGCCGGGGAGGUCGACCGGCAGCUCACCCUCAAAGUCUUCGAGCCGCCGCACAUCACUAAGUUGCGUAACGUGACGGCGGUGGAGGGCAGUGCUGCGAUGAUCUCCUGCAAGGCGGAGGGCGAGCCGCUCCCCGAGAUCAGCUGGAGGAGGGCCAGCGACGGACAGGUCUUCAUAGAGGGAGACAAGAGCAGAGACGGCCAUGUGAGUGUUCGCGGUCGGCAUGGGGAUUCCACGCUGGUCAUCACGGGCGUGUCACUAUCAGACCUGGGCCGCUUUGACUGCGAGGCCAGGAGCAGAAUCGGAAACCAUCAGAAGACCAUGUACCUGGACAUAGAGUACGCCCCAAAGUUUCAGACCAACCACACGAUAUUCUACUCGUGGGAGGGGAACCCCGUCAACAUCAGCUGUGACGCCAUGUCCAACCCCCCAGCCACCAUGCUGUGGAGGAGAGACAAGCUGACCAUCGCCAGCGAGGGCAUGGGCAAUAUGCGCGUGCACAGCGCCCCUGGCAGGUCACUACUGGAGGUCACCCCCAUGUCAGACAGGGAUUUCGGCCGGUACAACUGCUCAGCACGAAACAACAUCGGCAUUCGAUUUCAGGAAUUCAUUCUGGCACAGGCUGAUGUGCCCUCGAACCCGUACUCGGUGCGUCUGAGCGGGGUGGCCCAGCGCGUUGCCACUGUGACCUUCAUGAAGCCGGACUCGCACGGCGGCGUGCCCAUCGACCACUACCUGGUCAGGUACAAGGACGCCGGCUCGCACGACUGGAGGGCCGUCAGGUCGCAAGGGACACAGACACUGGUUCAGCUGUACAACCUUGAACCCAACACCACAUAUGAGGUGCACGUAGCAGCGGUAAAUGGAAAAGGCCAAGGAGAGUUCAGUCGCACAGAGAGCUUUCAAACACUCCCCAUACGAGAGCCAAGCCCCCCUUCGGUGAAUGGCCAGCGAGGGGUUGGAAAAGCCUACAAGCUGGGGCUCAUCAAGCAAGACGACGGGGGUAUGCCCAUCCUCGAGUACAUCGUCAAAUACAAAACGGACAGAGACGAGCAGUGGAUGACAAAGCUGGUGCCGGGCGUCAACGACUUUGUGCUGCUGCAGCCGCUGCAGUGGAACACCCAGUACGAGGUGGAGAUCACCGCGCGCAACAUCAAGGGCCUGUCGGAGCCCACCACCAUACACUUCUCCAUGCCCCAGAAGCCUGACAUCACAGCAGACUCCAUGUUCAGUGGGCUGGGCGUGGCGGCGGUGGUGGGCCUGGGCGUGGCCGGCCUGCUGCUGCUGCUGGUGCUGGUGGACGUCAGCUGCUUCUUCCUGUGCCAGCGCGGCGUGACGCGGGCUCUGACGCGUGCCCUCUGCAGCAAGAGCACCGCCACCAGUGCCAUGGGCAAGGAGCUGGAGGAGGGCAAGGCCGCCUACCUGAAGUUGCCGCUGAAAGAGGAGAAUGGUAAAGAGAUGCUGAAGCCGGAUGCCAUCGAGAUCAAGGUGCGCGGCGACGGCACACUGCGCUGCACGCAGGUGGACAGCAAAGCAUAAUGGCCACCCUGACCUACGACCUAUGACCUAUGACCUAUGACCCCAGAACCAAGUCCAGCCCAUCUCUUUAUGUAUGUGUCUGUCUGUCUGUCUGUCUGUCUGUCUCUCUCUCUCUCUCUCUCUCUCUCUCUCUCUCUCUCUCUCUCUCUCUCUCUCUCUCUCUCUUUCUCUCUCUCUCUCUCUCUCUCUCUCUCCUCCAAAAAUCUGCCACCACACAGGAGAACUUUUCCGGAAAGAACUUGCGCAGCGAGCUACUCUGAGACCAAAA
Engraulis encrasicolus (European anchovy) is the source of this 3059-nucleotide messenger RNA. RefSeq names its product neural cell adhesion molecule 2 (gene ncam2b). The record is from RefSeq and is a predicted model, not a curated record. Gene Ontology annotation, biological process: cell adhesion. Gene Ontology annotation, cellular component: membrane. Lineage: Eukaryota; Metazoa; Chordata; Actinopteri; Clupeiformes; Engraulidae. The coding region runs from base 398 to 2791 and encodes 797 amino acids. The transcript has 17 exons. Gene Ontology annotation, molecular function: protein binding.